AUUUUCAAGAAGCGUUUUAAAGGCCUCCUGAUCCACUAAUUCAGCGCGUUUUUCAGGAGAGUGUCUUGUGAGGUCUCAGGUUGAGGAUGACUGCUCGAUUGUGUUGUUUGUUGAUUGCUUCUCUGUUGUGUCUCUCUGUAUGCUUGAGCACAACAGACACUGAAGGAGCAGCUACAGAAAAGCCAGGAGUGUGUCCAAGUGAAAACCUCGGUGUAGGAUUGUGUGUGGAGAUGUGUUCCCAUGAUCGUAACUGUCCUGAUGAUCAGAAAUGCUGCAGCAAUGGAUGUGGACAUCAGUGUAUGGAUCCAAAUAAAGCAGAACCAGACAAGCCAGGAGUGUGUCCAAGUGAAAACCUCGGUGUAGGACUGUGUGUGGAGAUGUGUUCACAUGAUAGUAACUGCCUGAAUGAUCAGAAAUGCUGCAGCAAUGGAUGUGGACAUCAGUGUAUGGAUCCAUAUAAAGAAAAGCCAGGAGUGUGUCCGAGCAAAACCCUCAGAAUAGGAGUGUGUGCUGAGAUGUGUUCCCAUGAUGGUGAUUGUCCAAACGAUGAGAAGUGCUGCAGCAAUGGAUGUGGACAUCAGUGUAUGGAUCUUCAUAAAGAAAAGCCAGGAUUGUGUCCGAGGAGAUUCUAUGGAGUAGGAUUCUGUGCUGAGUUGUGUGCCUAUGACAUUGAAUGUCCGAACGAUGAGAAAUGCUGCAGGAAUAUAUGUGGACGUGAAUGUACAUCUCCAUUUAAAGUGUAGCUUGGUCUGUCUCAAACCAAAUGUGUGCUGACAACUCUUCCCAUGAUGAUCGAUCUCCUGCCAGACAGAAGUGUUGUCCAACCACCUGUGGACAUGCAUGCAGCUAACUGCCAAUUUAACCAUUGGAGGAGAAGUCAUUUUGUUUUUGCAUCCCAUACUUGAGGUCUUCUACAUUCACCAAAUAAAUGUCAUUGUUUAGCAGAACGUGUGUGUGUGUGUG
Molecule: messenger RNA, 963 nt
Organism: Onychostoma macrolepis
Lineage: Eukaryota; Metazoa; Chordata; Actinopteri; Cypriniformes; Cyprinidae
Product: whey acidic protein-like
Exons: 6
Coding region: 87-743 (218 amino acids)
Biological process (GO): innate immune response; antibacterial humoral response
Cellular component (GO): extracellular region
Molecular function (GO): peptidase inhibitor activity
Source: RefSeq, a predicted model, not a curated record